Molecule: messenger RNA, 2208 nt
Organism: Exserohilum turcica Et28A
Lineage: Eukaryota; Fungi; Ascomycota; Dothideomycetes; Pleosporales; Pleosporaceae
Exons: 3
Coding region: 1-2208 (735 amino acids)
Biological process (GO): mismatch repair
Cellular component (GO): MutLalpha complex
Molecular function (GO): ATP binding; ATP hydrolysis activity; mismatched DNA binding
Source: RefSeq, a predicted model, not a curated record
AUGGCGGAUGACAUGGAUACCUCGCAGUCCUCGCCACGCGGAACUAAACGAAAAGGCGACGACAGUCUCUCACUUCCUGCGCCACGCAGGAUCAAGGCACUUGCACAAGAUGUAGUCAACAAGAUUGCCGCGGGAGAAAUCAUCGUCGCGCCAAUGCAUGCGCUGAAAGAGCUGAUUGAGAAUGCCGUUGACGCGGGGUCGACUGCGCUGGAGAUUCUGGUCAAAGACGGUGGUCUCAAGCUAUUACAGAUUACCGACAACGGACACGGCAUUGACAAAGAAGACUUGCCCAUCUUGUGUGAGCGCUUUACUACGUCAAAGCUCAAGGCUUUCGAGGACCUGACGUCAAUCGGCACGUACGGGUUCCGUGGCGAGGCGCUGGCGAGUAUCAGUCACAUUGCCCAUCUCAAAGUCACGACUAGGACGAAAGAGUCUAGUUGUGCUUGGGAGGCUCAUUACGCAGACGGCAAGCUUACCAGUCCAAAGCCGGGCCAGAGCGCAGACCCAAAGCCCAAGGCUGGACGGCAGGGUACCACUAUCACGGUCGAAGAUCUGUUCUACAACGUUCCCUCUCGGCGUCGGGCUUUUCGUUCAGCUAGCGAAGAGUAUGCAAAGAUACUUGAGCUUGUCGGACGCUAUGCUGUGCACUGCCAAGGGGUAGCCUUUUCCUGCAAGAAAGCCAAUGAAACUUCUGGCAGCAGUGUGAUAGUGCCUGCAUCUGCUACUGUGAAAGAUCGAAUACGGCAAAUUCAUGGUAGCAGCGCUGCCAACGAGCUGGUGGCCCUCAAUGUCGAAGAUGAUCGCUGGGGCUUCAAGUGCGACGGCUGGAUCAGCAAUGCAAACUACAGCGCCAAACGAACGCAGAUGCUGCUUUUCAUCAACCAUCGGUCGGUUGAUUCUACAGUGAUCAAAAAGAGCGUCGAGCAGACAUAUGCCACAUUCCUACCAAAAGGAGGACAUCCCUUCUUCUACCUCAGUCUUGAGAUUGAGCCGCAGCGAGUCGAUGUCAACGUGCAUCCUACCAAGCGAGAAGUUCAUUUCCUAAACGAAGACGAGAUCAUUGCUGUGAUUUGCGACUCGAUACGCGAGAAUCUCAGCAAGGUCGACACCAGCAGGUCCUUUGUGACGCAGUCACUUCUCUCCAACCCCAAAGCUCCCUUUGUAACACCUAUGAAGCAACCACUACCCGCAACGCCAAACAAAGGCGACGCAUCAGAUAAAAGCACCUCGAAAGCACCACAGACAUCGACCAGGAAGCGCAAUGAAAACAAUCUCGUCCGAACAGAUGCGUCGGCACGCAAAAUCACAUCGAUGCUGCAGCCCCAGCGGUCCGUAGAAGAGAUUGCCAACGACGAGGAAGAAAUGGAGUAUGAAUUCACAGAAAAAGAACCAAUGACAUGUCGUCUGACGUCUAUCAAAGAGCUGCGUGCCGAAGUACGAGAUGCCAUGCACAACGAGCUCACCGACAUCAUCUCGACACAUACCUUUGUCGGCAUCGUCGACGAGCAAAAACGCAUAGCAGCGAUCCAGGGCGGCGUCAAGCUUUUCCUAGUCGACUACGGCAUGCUGUGCAACGAGUACUUCUACCAAGUUGGGCUCACCGACUUUGCCAACUACGGAUACAUCCGGUUCAACCCCCCGCUGUCGCUGCGCGAGCUACUCAAGGUAGCAGUCGAGCAGGAGAAGAGAAACGCAGGCGACGCAGGCGACGAAAUCGAUUGGGACGAUGUCGUCGCCGUCGUCACCGACCAGCUUAUCAGCAAAGCAGCGCUGCUGAGCGAGUACUUCUCCAUGGACAUUUCACCCGAAGGCGACCUGUGCUCCAUCCCGCUCCUUGUAAAAGACUACACGCCUUGCAUGGCUAAGCUGCCUCAGUUCCUGCUCCGCCUGGGCCCCCACGUCAACUGGGACGAGGAAAAGGCGUGCUUCCAAACGUUACUCCGUGAAAUAGCUGCUUUUUACGUGCCAGAGAGCUUGCCGCUUGCGCCGUCACCGCAGACGCAGGACAAGGCCAAUGGGAAGGCCAAGGCGCAGGACGACGAGGACCCGGAGAUUGCGGCCAGACGCAAGAAGCUGCUGAGGGCGAUUGAGUACACUAUUUUCCCCGCGUGCAAGGCGAGGCUGGUGGGGACGAAGGGCUUGCUCAAGGGGGGAGUCAUGGAAGUGGCGAACCUCAAGGGCUUGUAUCGCGUGUUUGAGCGGUGCUGA